AGCACUGAGCUGGUUUGCCGUUCGCCAUUAAACCUCAGAAGAAGAAUAAAAAGCAGUUGUUAAAUGAGUUGUAACGAUUGCAGAAAUGGCAAAGAGGUGUGUUUUCGGUUGUUUGCCGAACAAAACUCUUUUCAGUAUCCCACGGCUGCCUUGGCUACGGUCCCGCUGGCUUGAGUUCCUGCACUUUGAGGAGGAAGGGUUAACGGUGAACUCGCGGCUGUGUUCGAGGCAUUUCACGCCCGAGUGUUUCCAGAAUUUAACCCAGCACCGGAUGGGUUUCGCCAAAGUCUUGUAUCUGAAGAACACCGCUGUUCCGUCGGUAUACACGGUUGGUGCAUCACAAAGUAUGAAGCCUCUGUCGAGGGAUGUGGGAUGCCAGUGCAUCGCUCAAACUCCGAAAAAGAGCAUCUCGGUUCAAGCAUCAUUCCCGGUCCCUAAACCGAAGCGACGCAGUAAAGCAGCUGUUCAAGUGAAAUCUUCAGAGCAUGCUGAUAAUGUUUGCGCCGAUCUGGAAACACCGGAGCUCACAUCAACGCCAAUUAAACGGCUGCGAAUGGAAGAAAGCGUAGAUGAUUUCAACUGCAGGGCGCUGGCGACCCUGAAACAACCGAAGGACUUCACCUAUGAGCCUGGAAUCACAGAAGACGAUGACAUAUAUUGUGCCAAACCUGGAAGUCACACAGUGAUGAAUAUGAGUGACAGUAGGGUGUUGGACACUAAAUUAGAAAAUUGAAGCUCUUGGGAAAGAGCGGAUCGUGGAGAGGCUCCAAACUGGACAAAAAGCAUCAUUAACCUCCUCUACUGGUGCGCAUCCCUCAAGAUGAGAAGAAGCUGUUGCAAAGUAGCGGCCCGUUGAAUUGCCAGUCAUGUGGAAGAUGUUCACCAUCACAACAGUGAUGAAUGUGGCAAAGAGUGAUAUACCGGACUGCAUCCGCACACCUCUAGAGGAGAAAAUGUGGCCGAAACCAGGAUGUAAAAGGAUAUAAAUCAAGAUAUGAAUAUACUAUUGAGAUGCUGUGGAGGCUGUUUUUGGAGGAGGCCUUCUUCAACCCUGGACCAUUCCAGGAUCAUCUAAAUAACGUCCCUAACCACCUGCGUGAUGCUAAUUAGAGACCGGAUGUGAAGGAAGCUGUGCCCAGACACUGCUUUUGUGUGUGUGUGUGUGUGUGUGUUCAGGUUUCAAGUCUCUAGCCCUAAAUUAUGAGGACAUGCAGCUGUGCCUGCAAUUGUGUGUUUGAGUGAGAGGAUGAAAAAAGUGUUUUAAUGUAUUUAUUUCUCAUAGAAGUGGUAAUGAAAUCUCAAUAGCACAAUGCAGAAUUAUUAAAACGCUACCAUCAUGCACAUAUAAACUCAUGAGCACAGUCUCCGUCCUCUGUGCUCUUCUGAGGGGAAUGCAAACUCAAGAUGAAGAAAGCGUGGAUGGAGACAGACUACUUAACCUGGAUUAGACAUGCAUCCAAGGUUUUGUGUGUUCUUUAAACAGCAAUAGCAUUAUGGAUACUGUUAAUAUAACAUAUUUAAUAUUUACCAGUGGGAUAUUAUAGCCUUAUUGAUGCAUUUUCAGACUCCAGAAACUGACUAAAUCAAUCUCAAUUUAGAGUUAUGCAAUAAAGUAGAAAUUUCAAGAUAA
Messenger RNA from Onychostoma macrolepis, 1630 nucleotides. RefSeq lists its product as uncharacterized. Gene Ontology annotation, molecular function: sequence-specific DNA binding. The coding region runs from base 86 to 733 and encodes 215 amino acids. NCBI's taxonomy places the organism in Eukaryota, Metazoa, Chordata, Actinopteri, Cypriniformes, Cyprinidae. The record is from RefSeq and is a predicted model, not a curated record. The transcript has 6 exons.